AUGAGAUCAAGAACUGGAGAUGACACUUUGAGACAACAACUGGAAGACGUGAACUCGCUGACAGAGGAACUGAUUGAUAGGACUAUGACCAAAUUUUUAGAACAGGUGAAAGAUGGCAGUUGGACAACAGGUGGAUGGUCUCAAGUAAACACUGACUACUCAGUGUCAAAACUUGUUGUGAAUGCAUACACAAGGUUUAUGGCAAAGACACUUUCAGAUCGCCCAGAGGGUCAGAAGAUAUACAUCAAUUGUAAAUCAAUUAAAAUUUAG
Molecule: messenger RNA, 270 nt
Organism: Ilex paraguariensis (yerba mate)
Lineage: Eukaryota; Viridiplantae; Streptophyta; Magnoliopsida; Aquifoliales; Aquifoliaceae
Source: the annotation of a GenBank genome assembly